Messenger RNA from Vigna angularis (adzuki bean), 714 nucleotides. RefSeq lists its product as uncharacterized. The coding region runs from base 1 to 615 and encodes 204 amino acids. The transcript has 4 exons. The record is from RefSeq and is a predicted model, not a curated record. NCBI's taxonomy places the organism in Eukaryota, Viridiplantae, Streptophyta, Magnoliopsida, Fabales, Fabaceae.
AUGGGUUAUGAUCUCUAUAACCCUAUAUCACUUGGUAAAUACUCCUUUCUGGUGUUCCUUUUAACUAACCGGAAUGUUCUUGGUCUUCUGACUGCUGGCGUGAUUGUUGAAGUAGAUUUUCAUGUGGUUCCCAGGCUCCCCGCAACUUCGGUUAUGAGAGAGAAGCGGGAGAACAUUUCAUGGAGCACCUUCGAACCAGCCACCACAACUCUCGUCGGAUACUCGCCGCCCCUAGACGUUGUCGUUUUCCCUCCAUCCAAUGUCGUCGUAGUGUCGUCGGUGUCCGUCGUCUUCCACCCAGCCAGGCAGUUCGAAUUGUGGGUCGCCGCAGCUCCAGUGUUGGCAGACGAACCGAAGACGGCAUCGUCUUCCCUCUGGCCCAGCCAACCAAGGGCGCGUUUUGAAUAUCGAUUCCUCCCACCCGCUUCCUUCCCUGUGUCGGACCCUUGCGGUGGCCACCGGAGCAUCGCCGGAGUAUCGCUAGAGUGUCCCCGGACCCUUUCAAGUGGUAGCAAAGACAAAAUAAGUGAGGACUUCAGUCAAAUGUUUUGCACAACCAGGUCAACUACGUUGCAGGUACAACACUUGCACACUCCAAGCCAACCAAACUUGUAAGUUUUUAAUGCUUAUUUCUGCAAAUAAAAAAUUUUAUUGUUUCAUUUAUAUGUUAAAUAACAUUAUUUGUAUUUUGGACUUUGUUUGAUGUAAGUAUGA